AUGGAAAAUAAUAGUUAUCCAUAUGAUGAAUUAUUAGUAAAUAAAGAUGUAGAUAGCGAUUAUUGUUGCCCAUUGUGCACAUUACUAUUAUCAGUUAAUUUACAAUGCCGAGAAGGCCAUGUAUUUUGUGUAUCAUGCUGGAAUAAACAAUUAGAAAAUAAAAAAGAAUGUGUUAUGUGUAGAUGCGAAGUUAAGUCAAUCGCCUGUUUAAGCAAAAAUAGAUUCUUAGAAAAAGAAAUUAGAAAAUUAAAUAUUUAUUGUCCAAAUCGAUUUUUAAAAGAUAAAGAUUGUAAUGAUUGUUUAAUCGAAGAUGAAAAUGGAUGUAAAUCAAUAAUAACGAUCGAUCAAAUAGAUAGUCAUUUAAAGAGUUGUUUAUAUAACUAUGUAAAUUGUAGUAAUCCAGGAUGUGGUGAAGAGCAUAGAGCCAACACAGUUGGUGAACAUGAAAAAGUAUGUAAAUAUCAAAUAGUAUCCUGUUUACUUUGCAACGAUAAUAAUAUACAAAGAAAAGAUUUAAAAUAUCAUUACGAUUGCAUUUGUUCCAAAACCAAAACCCAUUGUAAAUGUUGCUCAACUUUAAUUGAACGAGGUCAGUUACCACAGCACAUGGCUGAGGAAUGUGGGAAUGUUUUAAUACCCUGUCGUUAUAAAGAUGGAGGAUGUGAUAAAUAUAUACCCAGAUGCGAAUUAAGUAAGCAUUUAAUAGAAGAGGAUAAUCAUCAUAAAUAUAUAUUAAAUAUAAUAGAGCAACAUAAGAGUCGAAUGGAUCAAUUGGCUUCAAGUAUCAAUUCAAUGAAAUUAAAUUUUGAAAAUCAGAAUCGAUAUUCAGGCAAAUGGAUCAUUUCAAAUUGGAGCGAAAAAUUGCAACAGUUCCCAGCUAAAAAAUUUUUACCCCUCAGUUUUAAUUUAUCACCCAUGAAACCAUUUUCAAUAAGAUUAUAUCCAAAUGGCACAAAUGCAAUGUGGGGAAAUAUAACUAUUAGUUUAGUCAAAGAGUUUAUAAUAGAAUCAAAAAUUAAAUUCUCAUUCGAAAUUGAAAACGUGGAUCUCUCAAAAUCUGAAGAACAAGUUAAAGUAGAUACAUUUAAAUGUUUAAAUGAUUCGUGGUCGCUACAAUUUUUUGGGACCUAUGAUUCAAAUAAUGGCUUUAUUCGAGAUAACUCAAUAACUAUUAAUUUCACUAUAAUAGUUGAAAAAUGUUAUGAAAAUUGCUUUAUAACCGAAUAA
This is a messenger RNA of Dictyostelium purpureum, 1227 nucleotides long. RefSeq lists its product as uncharacterized. The record is from RefSeq and is a predicted model, not a curated record. Bases 1 to 1227 code for a protein of 408 amino acids. Gene Ontology annotation, molecular function: zinc ion binding. The transcript has 6 exons. Lineage: Eukaryota; Evosea; Eumycetozoa; Dictyosteliales; Dictyosteliaceae.